AUGAUCGAGGCAACUUUGAAGUUCAGCAUCCCAUCCCAACAUGACGGGUCACUGUUAGAGUGUCGGAUAUAUCACCCGCUCGAUAAAGGCGGGAGCUCUGCCGGGAGAUGUUGUGCGGUAAUAGUCGCUCACCCGUACGCUCCACUCGGCGGAAGCAUGGACGAUUCAGUCGUCCAGUUGAUUGUGUCAGCCUGUCUCACAGAUGGAUUAAUCGUAGGGGUCUUUAAUUUUAGGGGCGCCGGUUGCUCUCAAGGUCGAACUUCAUGGCAGGGCAAGGCCGAAAGAGAAGAUUACCAAUCCUUUAUCGCUUUCUUUCUCUACUACCUGCAUCACCUCAGGCGUCUAUUAACUCAAGACUGCUUACCAUCUACAUCGCAUCAUGUUUCAUCGUGUGGCAGCCUGAACGAGCUUAGUGAGACAAAUAGACUCUCGCAACAUCUUGAACCGUCGCCAUUCCAGUCGCUUCUCCUACUCGCCGGGUAUUCCUACGGUGCUCUCAUAACUAUGGCGCUCCCCUCAUCGUUAGAACUGAUUCUGGCACCUUUCGAAUCCCCUGAGCCAGAUUCUGUGUGCUCUAAGAUCCGCAGAUGCGCUGAGACCCUAGCCCUACGAUCACGCAAGAACGGACACCUAUCGGCUGCGGCCCGUGGUCAAGAUCUACUUGAGACUCGGGAGACUCCGAUAGCCGUUUCGCCAGUAGACCUCAAUAGACGCGUAGCUUAUCUCCUCAUCUCGCCCUUGCAUGGCAUAGUCCGGGACUUCCUCACCCUAUGGACUCUUCGAAACUGGUCUUACUCGUCUCCAACUUCUCCUACCGACUUAAAGCUCCAAACUAACCCCACCCUUGCUAUUUAUGGCGAUAAUGAUAUAUUUGUUGGCAUAAAGCAAUUGCGGCGUUGGGCUACAUCGCUCGCUGAAGCCGAUAUAGCACAGGGUGGCAGCCAGUUUCGGUAUGUUGAGGUUACGGGCGCAAGCCAUUUCUGGCAUGAUGAUCACUAUUCCUAUAUCCUGAGUGAAGAAGUAUCGACAUUCAUCACAAGUUUGGUCUGA
Messenger RNA from Blumeria graminis f. sp. triticale, 1050 nucleotides. The record is from the annotation of a GenBank genome assembly. NCBI's taxonomy places the organism in Eukaryota, Fungi, Ascomycota, Leotiomycetes, Helotiales, Erysiphaceae.